Alnus glutinosa is the source of this 2166-nucleotide messenger RNA. Its product is annotated as tetrahydroberberine oxidase-like. Lineage: Eukaryota; Viridiplantae; Streptophyta; Magnoliopsida; Fagales; Betulaceae. Gene Ontology annotation, molecular function: oxidoreductase activity; FAD binding. The transcript has a single exon. Bases 207 to 1781 code for a protein of 524 amino acids. The record is from RefSeq and is a predicted model, not a curated record.
AAUGUUGGAUAACUACAAGAUCUUGACUACUCUCAUUUGCAAGAAAGGGACCAACUGAUGCCUACAGCAUAUUCUGUUUGUUGUCUAAUGGAACUACCGUUCUUCUAAAACAUUAUCAUUACAAUUCAACCUUGAGGUUUGUCUCAAUUGCAUAAUAGCCGCAACAAUGGCUACUUAAGGUAACCCCAGGAUUUGUUCGUUAAAAUAUGGCAGUUUCAAAUUUACUUUUCAUUCUCAUUGUCUCAGCCUGUGCCUUCACUUCAAACUCAAGUCAUGAGAGCUUCCAGCAAUGUUUUUCAUCUGAUUUACAGCAUUCUAAUUCAAGUUUGAAAUUAAUCUUCUCUAGGAAUAAGAAUACUUCUGCUUAUUCUUCCCUCUUGCAAUCAUCCAUACGCAACCUAAGAUUCCUGAACUCCUCAGAGCCACUGUUCAUAGUUACUGCAUUUCAUCAAUCCCACGUCCAAGCAGCCAUAAUUUGUUCGAAGAAAUACGGCAUGCAAGUAAGAAUCCGAAGCGGCGGCCAUGACUACGAGGGCCUUUCUUAUGUAUCUUGCGUUCCAUUCAUCAUCAUUGAUCUUGUUAAUCUCCAGUCUAUCAGCAUCGAUAUAGGGAAUGAGAGUGCGUGGGUCGAGUCCGGGGCAACCCUAGGAGAGUUAUAUUACAACAUUGCAAAGAAGAGUAAUGUCUAUGGCUUCCCUGCAGGGAGUUGCCCCACGGUGGGUGUUGGGGGACACUUGAGUGGAGGUGGAUUUGGUACUAUAUUCAGAAAACAUGGCCUUGCUGCUGACAAUGUCGUGGAUGCUAAGAUAGUUGAUGUUAAUGGUAAGCUACUAGACAGAAAAUCCAUGGGAGAAGAUCUCUUUUGGGCCAUCAGAGGAGGGGGAGGGUCGAGCUUCGGCGUCAUUCUCGCCUGGAAAAUUAGGUUGGUUCCCAUACCGCCGGUCGUGACUAUCUUCGGCGUCGAAAAGACCUUAGAACAAGGCGCAAUCAAGCAUCUCCAAAAGUGGCAAACCAUUGCAAAUAAGCUUCCUGAAGAUCUUUUUCUCCAUGCAGUUGUAGGAGUUGCUGAUGCACCUGCAAAAGGCACUGGAAAAACUGUCGGAGUUUUGUUCAACUCUUUGUUUCUUGGGCCGGCUGAAAAACUCCUCCCAUUGAUGCAAGAUAGUUUCCCUGAGUGGGGUUUGGAGCGCAACAACUGCAGUGAAAUGACUUGGAUAGAAUCUGUUCUUUACUUUGCCGGCUUCUCAACCAGGGGACCCUUAGAAGUUUUGCUUGAUAGGCCUCCACUGGUAGAUAUCUUCUUCAAAGCAAAAUCAGACUAUGUGAAGGAACCCAUUUCAGAAACUGGGUUGGAAGGGUUAUGGAAAAGACUAGAGGAAAAAGAGAGCUCCCUCCUUAUCUUAACACCUUAUGGAGGAAAGAUGAGUGAUAUUUCUGAUUCAGAAACCCCUUUCCCACAUAGAAGUGGGAAUUUGUAUGAAAUCCAAUAUUUAGUCACUUGGAGUGCUGACAAAGAAACAGAGGAACACCUGAGGUGGAUGAGAAGGCUUUAUGCCUACAUGACACCCUAUGUUUCAAAGUAUCCACGAGAGGCUUAUUUGAACUAUAAGGAUCUUGACUUGGGGAAAAACAAUAAUGGUAAUACAAGCUAUGCACAAGCAAGUGGUUGGGGUUUGAAGUAUUUCAAGAACAACUUCAAGAGACUUGUUCAUGUAAAGACUGCCAUUGAUCCUGCUAAUUUUUUCAAGAACGAGCAGAGCAUCCCAGUUUUUUCAUCUUAAGGAGAAUGAAUGAAGAGUCCAAGUUUGUCCGUCGUUUGCCAAGUUUGUCCAUCUUAGGCAAACGACCCUUCGCUACGCUCUUCCCCCUUAGUGGGACAUUGCUGAGCCUCCAUUGUGCCCAUGCAAUCAAAAUUGUAUCUCAUUCAACUCGUAACUCCUUGUUUUCAAGACUCUAUGCGAUCUCUGUUCCUCAAGACCUUUUGUCUCCUGGCUUUCCGAACUCCUAGUAGCUCAACCAUGCUUUCAGACCGAGGAGCUAGCGGAGACGUAGAAAAAAAUAAAUGUAAGGGCUGAUAAGUAUCGUUACAUCAGCCCAGUGAAAUUGAGGUGUAAUAUGUAGCAUUGAUCUUUAGUAAAAGCUUAAGAAUGCCCAAGUCAACUGCAA